AUGGCUGCUCUUCGGCUAUCUCUAGGAGUAUUACUACUGGCGGCAGUAUCGGCUUUGGGCAAACCAUUCCCUUUCGAGACUGUGGAGCUAACUCAAGCUGAUGCUCGACGUUUCCCCGCGAUCGGUUUUGGCAACAGAGAGACAACACCACACCGGGCUAGCACCACUCGUCAUUGCCGUGCAUGGCCUGGGAAUCACGACUGGCCUAGCGACUUGGAGUGGAAGCAGUUGAACAGCUCCCUUGGCGGUGCCCUGCUCCGACCUUUCCCUGCAGCAUCCGCUUGUUACCAAGGAGACUAUUACAAUGAGACCACGUGCCGGUGGCUUUUGGAUCAGUCUAGGAGGACGCACUUCUGGAUCGAGGAACCGCUCUCAACUCUCACGCAAUGGCCUCAAGGAAGCACAUGCCCUUUGGUUCUGGACGCUCAAGGCACCUGUACUCGGGGGGGGUUUCCGGAAUACGUGGUCAACGCCACAACUGUGAAGCACAUCCAGGCGGCGGUCAACUUUGCCAGAAACAAAAAUGUCCGCCUAGUCAUCAAGAAUACCGGGCACGACUUUGGUGGUCGGUCCAUGGGAGCGGGAUCGUUAAGCAUCUGGGUGCACAACCUGAAGGACUUCGAAUUCAUCCCUGAAUACACCAUAGGCCCCUAUUCUGGCAUGGCAGUUCGCGUCGGGGCUGGAGUAGAGAGUUGGGAGCAUUUCAACCACAUGGCAGCAUACAACAUUUCGGUCGUUUCUCCUGGCGGAGGCACUGUCGGUUCUGUGGGAGGAUGGGUUUCCGUCGCCGGUCACGGGUCCUUGACCUCGAAGUACGGCCUAGGAGCCGAUCAAGUGUUGUCAAUCAACAUUGUGACGCCCGAUGGCAAAUUCCUGACCGUGGACCCCCACAAGAACAAGGAUCUAUGGUGGGCACUUAGGGGAGGUGGACCGAGCACCUUUGGCGUCAUCACCUCGGUCGUUCUCAAGGCUUACCCACCCAUCAGCAUGACCAGCGCCAGCCUCGCCUUUGCCGUCAACCCCUCCCUCAACAACACCACCCCACCCACAGACCCAAACGCCCUCGCGGACCUCACCUCUUUCUGGGACGGCGUGUCCCUCGCCUACCGCUACUGCACCCACGUUAUCGCCGCAGGCGGCUACUGCUUCAGCUACAUCUACCCGCAGGGCAACUCCUCUUUCCGCUUCACCUCGUCGCAGCUCAUUCCCAACAUCACCGCGCCCGCCUACCGCGCCCUCCUACAGCCCCUCUACACCGAGCUCUCCGCGCGCCACAACAUCCCCGUCGCCCUCCCCACAACCAUCACCUCCUCCCUCUACGCCGGCAACGGCCAGCGCACCGGCGCCGGCGACUUCCCCGUCAAUACUCGCUACCGCUCGCGGCUGUUCCCCGCCCACAUCUGGCGGAACGACACCGCAUGGGACGCCGUGUUCGCCGCGAUCCGCGCGGGCGUCGAGGAGGGCGGCUACGACUUCCACGGCAUCGGGUACUCGCCCACGACGGAGAUUGCCGGGUGGCCGGGCGCCGACAGCGCGGUCAACCCGGCGUGGCGCAAGACGGCGCUGCACGCCAUCUUCAUGGAGGUGGUGCCCGUGGGGCUGAGCGCGGCGCAGGCGCGCGCGGCGGAUGCGAGGGUGCAGGCGUAUGUGGCGCGGUGGCAGGCGCUGAUGCCCGGGGUGGGGGCGUAUAUGAAUGAGGGGGAUCCGGCGGAGCCCGAGUGGCAGGCGAGGUUCUAUGGCGAGAAGUAUGCGCGGUUGUUGGAGGUCAAGAGGCGGUGGGAUCCGUGGGGGGUGUUUUGGGCGAGUACUACCGUGGGGAGUGAGGAGUGGGAGGUGGUGACGGAGGAUGGGUAUCCGAUGGGGCAGAAUGGGCGGCUGUGUCGGGUUGGGAAACGGGUGUAA
This is a messenger RNA of Chaetomium globosum CBS 148.51, 1902 nucleotides long. RefSeq lists its product as uncharacterized. The transcript is spliced from 3 exons. Bases 1 to 1902 code for a protein of 633 amino acids. Gene Ontology annotation, molecular function: FAD binding; oxidoreductase activity. The record is from RefSeq and is a predicted model, not a curated record. Lineage: Eukaryota; Fungi; Ascomycota; Sordariomycetes; Sordariales; Chaetomiaceae.